AGAAGACAACGAAGCGACAAUCUCAAAAGACAGCAGCAGCUUGAACACCUGGCUAGAGACAUGCCAUGAGCGGCCCGAGCUAUGUAGACUACGAUGCAAUUGCUGCUGAUGACUUUGAUCCGUACGCUUAUGCCAACAAGCUUAUACUGGCUACAAACGACAGCGAUGAGACACAGCUUGACUUCACCUCUGCUGAAAACAAGCUCAAAUUUGACCUACAAGAGGUAGAACGUGCUCAGCGGGAAGAGGUAGAGGUCCACUGGGAAGCGCUUCUUGAAAGGACGGAAAAGGCUGCGGCCACAAGUGAGGAUGUUGCCAAGCUGGAAGCCGACCUCCACAAGCUGGAGACCAGCUAUGGCAAGCUCGAGCAGAAAGUAGUAGAGCCAUAUGAAGCUGCCGAACCACUGUACGAUUCGUUGGCCGGUAUGAUGGCUACCAUGGCCCUGCUCAAGAAGCUCACUGGCUACCUCGAGCAGAUGCAAGUCGUUGAUGGCUGUAAAGAAGCGUUCUCCCGCUCAAGUGCGCUUCUCGAGUUACGUAUGCUUGCCAAGGCGACACCAGCACUAGCAGAGCUUGAUCUUGUCAAGGCACUACAGUCAAGACUGAAGGAUAAGACCGCUCAAACGAUUCGUGAGCUAUCAGCCAAUGUUGGAAAUUUCAAGUAUCUCUCCAUGUCGCUGAGUAGCCUGGCGUUACUCGACCAAGCUGAGCUCUUCCAGCUCGUCCAAAACAACAUCAAAGAGAAGCUUGAUCAGUCUGCUCAGGAAGCAAAGAUCGCUUUUCAGGUUUCGCCAUCCAUACGGCGUCUGCAAACGACAGACAAUGUCAAGGCAGUCGAACAAUUUGGUACUGGAUUGGAAACGCUCUUUGCUAGUUUGCUAGAAUCAGCCGGUCAGAUUUCGCAGCUAGAGGCAGCUUUGCCAGCGGCGAGCAGACACCAGUUGCUGGAACAGUCCUUUGAUCACAGUGCCAACCUCGCGCGAUACUUUUGGCGCGAGCUGGCUCACAAGCUUUCCAUUGUCGUUCGCGAAGCAACACGAUCGAAUUUAUGGAUUCUUAGGACUCUGCGAAGCUUGGAUCUUGACGCUAUAGUCGCGAAAGGUGGUCUUGAGCGUGGCACAGUAGAGUUCAGUGUCGUGUGCGGAUCAUUAAAACGGUGAAGGGGAAUUGAGUAUACGAGUAGACUCUAUCAAGA
Molecule: messenger RNA, 1195 nt
Organism: Protomyces lactucae-debilis
Lineage: Eukaryota; Fungi; Ascomycota; Taphrinomycetes; Taphrinales; Protomycetaceae
Product: Golgi transport complex subunit 5-domain-containing protein
Exons: 1
Coding region: 66-1160 (364 amino acids)
Biological process (GO): intra-Golgi vesicle-mediated transport
Cellular component (GO): COG complex
Source: RefSeq, a predicted model, not a curated record